Molecule: messenger RNA, 831 nt
Organism: Seminavis robusta
Lineage: Eukaryota; Bacillariophyta; Bacillariophyceae; Naviculales; Naviculaceae
Source: the annotation of a GenBank genome assembly
AUGCACAGUUCUUCCAAGAAAGCCGGAGUGAACAAGGUUGACCCGAACUUUCAGAGCCGAGGCGAACUUGUGGCGGAGCCCAUGCCCAUGGAUGUGCUAUGCGGCAAAUCACGAAAGUGCAUUUCCCACGAAGGCACUCGACUCUUCAGAAUUGUCAUCGACCAAUACCGAGAGAAGUAUCAGAAUGCCAAGAGCAAACAAGAACGAAUGGACAUCACCAAGGAGAUUGUGGCUUCUAUUGGACGCAAAGGAGCAAGGUUUCUCAAGUACAACUCAUCCAUGCAGUGCUGGGAGAACAUUGGUACCCUUGCAGCUCGUGAUAAGUGCUCUCAUGCACUCCGAUGUGCCAAUCAAAAGACCCAGAACAGCCGCAAGUUCAAAUCAUCUCGGAGUUCCUCUUCCGUUGCCUCUGAUGGCUCGUCUGUGGGAUCCGACUCUUCCAUCGGAUCCACCUAUUUGCAGGAAGUGCGCGUAUCGGACAGUCUCGAGAGCCUGAUUGGUGAUCAGCAGACUGUCUUGUCGUUGUUCCAGGGAACUCUGCGCUCGAGCCCCGAUCUGCCAGCGGCAAACAGUCUCAUGAAUGUUUUUGAUAAUGACAUUCCAAUCGGGGGGACCUCAACACCGGUGCCAACGGUGGCUCGUAGAGUUGAGUACCAUGACUCACUAUUACCCGAGGGGCACCACCAAGCACAGGCGCCCUUCCCAGCACUGUCUAGUCACCAAGGAGGCAUGGGGAAUGACAACUUGCCCGUGGAACCGCUUGCACGGCGCCGCCUCAGCCCAUCUCCCGAAAAGGACGAUGAUGAAAGGGAAAAGAGGUCUUCCGUAUAA